Molecule: messenger RNA, 1590 nt
Organism: Abrus precatorius (Indian licorice)
Lineage: Eukaryota; Viridiplantae; Streptophyta; Magnoliopsida; Fabales; Fabaceae
Product: cyclic dof factor 2-like
Exons: 2
Coding region: 106-1590 (494 amino acids)
Biological process (GO): regulation of DNA-templated transcription
Molecular function (GO): DNA binding; DNA-binding transcription factor activity
Source: RefSeq, a predicted model, not a curated record
UCUCUCUCUUUCUAUAUCUCAUUCUUUCUCUAUUCUAUCUAUAUCUAUGUGUCUUGGAGCUGCUGAGAAGCCUCAUAGUAUUCUGCAACAACAACACUAACAUAAAUGAGUAGUGAAGGGGACAUGUCUGAUAAGGAUCCGGGUAUUAGGCUCUUUGGCAGGAAGAUUUCGUUACCGGAAUCUCAGAUUCCGGCGAGUUCUCAGAUGGGGUGUCAGAUUCAGGCCAACUUUGCAACCAUGAAUGCUUGCAGUGGCUUAAAGAAAACAGAAGUUGAAAUGCCGUGUACUGAAAACUCUCAGCAACCAGAGCAUUCUUCUGAUUUAAGGGAUAGCAGACAAGAGUCCCUACAUAAUGGAAAGGAAAAUGAGUCAAAAGUAAAUACCAAGCCUGUGGAAGAUAACAUGGACAAUAGCAGUACAGAUCAAGAUAAAAUCUUUAAGAAACCAGACAAGAUUCUUCACUGUCCACGAUGCAACAGUCUGGACACUAAAUUCUGUUAUUUCAAUAACUACAAUGUUAAUCAACCUCGGCAUUUCUGCAAGAACUGCCAAAGGUAUUGGACCGCGGGUGGAACAAUGAGAAAUGUUCCCGUGGGUGCCGGGAGACGGAAGAACAAGCACCUAGCUUCUCAAUACCGGCACAUUAUUGUAGCUUCUGAUGGAAUUCCGUCUACAAGGUUAGAAACCAAAGACUCAUCUAGUCACCAACUUGUCUCAACUCUUGAAUCUGCUGCUGUUUUCAGGUCUUCAACAGAUAAUGGUACUGUAUUGAAAUUUGGUCCAGAUACACCUCUCUGCGAAUCUAUGGAGUCAAUGCUUAAUCUUAAAGACCAGAAAAGAAGUGUUGACGCAAACUCUAACAACAUUGCAGAAAAUGGGGAGGACGAAGUAUCCUUAUGUGGAUCAUCUGUGACAAAUGCUUGUAAUCCAAGAAAUGAACUUCCAGAACAUAAUGCAUCAAAACCUUUGCAGUGUUACCCUGUUCCUCCUUGGAUAUUCCCUUGGAAUCCAGGUUGGAACAAUGUUGCUUCUGCAGCAGCAGUUCAGCCAUCCUCACUUCACAUGUGUAACCCUUAUAGCGCUGACCACGCUUCAAUGCAGUGGUGUCCCACGCCGAUGGUGGCCGUCCCAACCAUUUGCCCACCGAGCUUUCCUUUGCCAUUUGUUCCUGGAUCAUGCUGGAGUGGACCACCUAUGUGGGGUGCUUCUGGAACAGGAACAGUUUCAAUAGGUUUCAAUGGUUGCCUUUCACCUUCUUCCUCUACUAGUAACAGCUUCUGCUCAGGAAAUGGCUCCCCAACGCUUGGCAAACACACACGAGACAAGUUUUUCACAGAUGAAGAGAAAUCAGACAUGUAUGUUUUGGUUCCAAAGACCCUUAGAAUUGAUGAUCCAAUUGAGGCCUCAAAAAGUCCUAUAUGGGCUACCUUAGGAAUCAAACCUGAUAACCAUCAAUCUCUAUCAGAAGAUGCUAUUUCCAAAAAGGAAAAGCCUAAAGAAGGCAAAGACCGUGUGAUGGGUGUGUCUCAAAUCUUGCAGGCUAACCCUGCAGCUAUUUCUCGUGCUCAUGCAUUCCAAGAGAGCAUAUAA